Messenger RNA from Cavia porcellus (domestic guinea pig), 3093 nucleotides. RefSeq names its product iroquois homeobox 6 (gene Irx6). NCBI's taxonomy places the organism in Eukaryota, Metazoa, Chordata, Mammalia, Rodentia, Caviidae. The record is from RefSeq and is a predicted model, not a curated record. The transcript has 6 exons. Gene Ontology annotation, molecular function: RNA polymerase II cis-regulatory region sequence-specific DNA binding; DNA-binding transcription activator activity, RNA polymerase II-specific. Gene Ontology annotation, cellular component: nucleus. The coding region runs from base 1319 to 2659 and encodes 446 amino acids. Gene Ontology annotation, biological process: cell development; positive regulation of DNA-templated transcription; neuron differentiation.
UCCCUGGCUCCACCGCGGACGACGCGGUAGGCUCGCGCAAGGCAGCCAAGCCUCGCCUCUAGAUGCUCAAGAGGCUUAACUCGAAAUACAGAUCCAAGGGUCACAGUUGGCACCUUUCCAGGCUGCAUCUGAAGGUUCUGACACGGGCCUAAGGGCGUGCUACUCAGCUUUUUAGAGGGCCAGGCGGCUGCAGAAAAACCCAGGGUCAAGGAUCUGAGGCCAACCGGUGGAAAGCCAGAAUUAGCCGGAGACUGAAGCAGGAGGCAGAUCCCAGGGGACAAAGAUGGGCAGCCCAGUGGGAUCCACCAAGGCAACCCCGAGCUGCACUAACCAGCCCUGGCCGGUUGUUCAAACUUUCCUGCUGCGGGGAGGCGGAGGAGCUGGGCUGGUCAGCGUCUUCUCCCCCGAGCCUCUGCUCUUCUCCACCUGCCAACUCAGCCUCCGCCCAGCCUCCCCUGCCUCGGUUUCCUCCCCCUCCCGCGCGCUCCUCUGUGCACUUAAACUCCUCAUCUCUUUCCUCUCCCCUCCUCCUUCUCCCUCUUGCAUCUCUUCCCCACUUUUCUCUGGUCUCUUCUUUUGUAUUCUCUCCUCCCUUGCCGCCUUGGCCGCCUCUCUCCUCCUCGGGGCCGCAGGGGAGGAGGUGAGCGCGCUGCUGCGUCCAGGGCCUGGGCAGCGUAGAAGGAGGCGUUUCUCGUACUUCUCUCGGGUAAUUUGUAGAGAUUCUAUGUGAGUGCGCGCGCGUGAGCUUGAGGGGAAAGGGGUAGGAUCUAGCGUUGAGCAGAGGGUCAGGGUCUUUGACGAUCCUCUCCGGUUGCGCAAAGCUCUUGGAGCAAGUGUGAGUGUGGGUUGAGUGUGUGCGCGCGCACACACGGGCUGGCUGCUCUUGGCACGCUUGGUGGCCCGGGGCCCCGGGGCCCGGGGUCCCGUCUGACAUUCCGAGAUUACCGUGACGUCAUAUUGAGCCUCUGGCCACCUUGGACCGGGACACCUCCGGAGCCUCACAGCCCCGAGCCGCGCCGCUCCUGGCCACCGCGCGCGUCUCCCGGAACCCGCGCCUUCUUCCUUCCCUUCCCAUCCAUGGGCCCUUCUGUCUUCUGGACCCCACGGGCCGGAGGGGCGCCUUCCGGAGAGCAGGGCUCGGCAGCUGGGCUGCCCUCAGCUCUGCCUCCCGUUGCACCAAGUGUGCAGAGCAACCGGCGGUGGGCUCCAGCAGCGGUGUAAGGAAGGAAACGCCUCUUGGCUUGGCUGGGGUGGUCCAGCCGCGGGGCUAAGAAAGGAACUCGUAAGGGAACGAGGACACAGGCCAAGAACAGCCACUAUGUCCUUCUCGCACUUCGGACACCCAUACAGCGGCGCUUCCCAGUUUCUGGUGUCUGCAAGUUCCAGCACUACUUGCUGUGACUCUGCCCCACAUUCAGUCUCCGAUGUGGCCUCAGGCUCCACCCCGGCGUCCACUCUUUGCUGCGCACCUUAUGACAGUCGACUACUGGGCAGUGCGAGGCCUGAGCUGGGAGCAGCCUUGGGCAUCUAUGGAGCCCCCUACACAGCUGCAGCAGCUGCCCAGAGCUACACUGGCUAUCUGCCCUAUGGACCAGAGCCAACAGCACUGUAUGGAGCACUGAAUCCACAGUACGAAUUUAAGGAAGCUACAGGGAGUCUGACACCCAGCCUGGCCCAACCAGGAGCCUAUUAUUCCUAUGAGCCAACUCUGGGGCAGUACCAGUAUGACCGGUAUGGUGGGGUAGAAUUCAGCAGUGCAGGACGCAGGAAGAAUGCCACCCGGGAGACUACCAGCACCCUCAAGGCCUGGCUCAACGAGCACCGCAAGAACCCCUACCCCACCAAGGGGGAGAAGAUCAUGCUGGCCAUCAUCACCAAGAUGACCCUCACCCAGGUGUCCACCUGGUUUGCCAAUGCACGGAGGCGCCUCAAGAAGGAGAACAAGAUGACAUGGGCACCCAAGAACAAAGGCGGGGAGGAGAGGAAGGUGGAAGGCAGAGUGGAGGAGUCACUGGGCUGCCUAAAUGGUGACUCCAAAGAUGUUCCUGCUAACCAGGAAGCCCAGGGACUCAGACUGAGUGACCUGGAAGACUUGGACGAUGAGGAGGAAGAGGAGGAAGCUGAGGAAGAGGACGCUGCAGUCACAGCUUCAGACAGGCUGUCGGAGUUCCCUAAGGGCGCACAGUCGCUGCCUGUGCGGUGCACCGCAGCUCGAGAAAGCCGCUUGGAGAGCGGAGUGUGCAGUCUGGUAGCUCCCCGUUUUUCCUUGAAUGAGCCCCAGGGGUCAGGAGAAGCUGACUUCAUUGCGCCAGAGCCCGGGAGACCCACGAUGAUCUUGCACUACCCUUGUCGGGAGAAGCCACGUAUCUGGUCUUUGGCGCACACUGCGGCAGCCAGCUGUGUGGAAGCCGCUCCCUCUGCCCCGCCCAAGCCUCGCAGUCCUGAGUGCCCUCUGAUUUCCGCACAGCUUCCAGGCUCCACCACACGACCUCUGGUCCCCAGAGGCUCCGCGUGCGAGGAAGAGUCUUCUAGUGAAGCCAAAGUCUUUGGAAACUCCAUGUUCUCCCUGCAGGGGCUGCCGCUGAACUGUACGCCCUGCCCGAGGCGGAGAGAGCCUUCAGUACAGUGCCCAUACCCACCCGGAGCAGAAGCAGGUUAGCGCAAUGGCUUCAAUUUACAGAAGAAUCUUGGAAAUGGGCCCCUUUUGGAACUCACCUCCACAGUAACAAGCUGCAAGACCUUGAUAGGGACCAGGAAUUCACAUUUCACCUAAGAGACAGACACACAGAAACCCUCCUAGCGAUGUCUUUGCAUGCAGAGCUGGGGGAGGUGGGCAGAUUUGUCCCUAAUCUCCGCAGAGCAGGUGACUAGCAUCUUGAGGAAGACCUAGAAGGAGACCUGGGCCAGUCUGCUCACUUCAAAGACUCUACCAAAUCUCCUUUUCCCCUCCAGAUCGCCUUCCUCUCUUGCCCACUCCUGCCUUUUUCCUGGCUUCCUUCACGUUGUUAACUUCAUUGUUCUCCUGGUCCCCAAGGACCACCUGCAUCUUCUCCCCAGCCUUUGUGUCCUUAAAAAUAAUCAAGCCUAACCCAA